Motacilla alba alba is the source of this 1740-nucleotide messenger RNA. RefSeq names its product neuronal PAS domain-containing protein 4-like. NCBI's taxonomy places the organism in Eukaryota, Metazoa, Chordata, Aves, Passeriformes, Motacillidae. The record is from RefSeq and is a predicted model, not a curated record. Gene Ontology annotation, molecular function: protein dimerization activity; RNA polymerase II transcription regulatory region sequence-specific DNA binding; DNA-binding transcription factor activity, RNA polymerase II-specific. Gene Ontology annotation, biological process: regulation of transcription by RNA polymerase II. The transcript is spliced from 7 exons. The coding region runs from base 79 to 1740 and encodes 553 amino acids.
CGGCGCCGGUGACGCGGCGCUGACGCGGGGCGCGGGCCCGCAUAAAGCGGCGGCCCCGGGCGGCGGCGCGGGCGGAGGAUGCUCCGCUCCACCAAGGGCGCCUCCAAGGCGCGGCGGGACCAGAUCAACGCGCAGAUCCGCGCCCUGCGCGACCUCCUCCCGCUGCCCGACGGCGACCGGCCGCGCCUCUCCUACCUGCACGUCAUGGCCCUCGCCUGCAUCUACACCCGCAAGGGCGCCUGCCUGCGGCCAGGCCCGAGCCGGGGGGCGCCCCUGGAGCUGCUGGGGGGGCCGGAGCUCGCCGACCUGGUGGCCUCGCUGCCCGGCUUCCUGCUGGCCGUGACCCGCGAGGGGAAGCUGGUCGGGGUCACCGACAACGUGGCGCAGCACCUGGGCCACUCCAUGGUGGACCUGGUGGCACAAGGGGACAGCAUCUACGACCUGCUGGACCCCGCCGAUCACCCCCUGGUGCGGCACCAGCUGAGCCUGCCCGGGCCCCCCCAGGCAGAGCGCCUGUUCCGCUGCCGUUUCACCACGUCCCGCGCCUCCCGCCGCCCCAGCGCCGGCCGCAAGCUGGUGCUGCUGCGGGGCCGCUUCCAGGAGCCCCCCGGGACCCCCGGGACCCCCGGCACCGCCCCCCCCGCGCUCUUCGUGGCCUUCUGCGCCCCCCUGGACCCCCCGCCCUGGCCCUGCCCCGACUGCCUGCUGCUGCCCGCCUUCCAGAGCCGCCACGCCCGCGACCUCGCCCUGCUCGACGUCUCGGACAGUGUCCUGGUGCACCUGGGCUACGGCCGGGCCGAGCUGCUGGGCCGCUCCUGGUACCGCCUGCUGCACCCCGAGGACCUCGGCCACGUGGCCCGCCAGCACCUGCGCCUCGCUGGCGCGGGCCCGGAGGCGCGGGGCGAGGUGGUCACUCGGCUGCAGCGCAAGGACGGCCUGGGCUGGACGUGGGUCUACGCCCGCCUGCGGCCGGAGGGACCGGCCCUGCUCGCCCACAACUUCGUCAUCAGCGAGGCCGAGGCCUGGUGCCUGCGGCAGCAGCUGGCGGCCGAAGCCCCCCCGGGCCCCCCGGAGCCGUUCGGCCUCGACUUCCCCGGCGGCGACCUCGGGCCCGGCCUGGAGCUGCCCCUGGGGCCCGGCCUGGGCGACGGCGUGGGAGCCGCGGGGCUGGCGGCCAGCGCCGGCUGCGGCCUCGGAGCCGACGUGGGACACGGCCUCGGACACGGCGCCGCAGCCGCCGCCGAGCCCGGCCUGGGGGCCGGCGUGGGACACGGCCUCGGACACGGCGCCGCGGCCGCCGCUGACCCUUCCCUGGGGGCCACCAUCGGCCACGGCCUCGGAGCCGCCCUGGGCAGCGGCGUGGAGCCCGGCCUGGGGCCCGGCCUCGGACACGGCCUCAGCGCCGCGGCCACCGCUGACCCCGGCCUCGGGGCCGCCAUCGGCCACGGCCUGGUGGCCAGCGCCACGGCCGCCAUCGACCCUGGCCUUGGGAGCGGCAUCGGACACGGCCUUGGGGCCGCCGCCGCGGCCGCCGUUGACCCCGGCCUCGGGGGGUCGGUGGCCCCGAGCGUCGGCCACGCUCUCGGAGACGCCGUUGGCCACGGCCUGGGCUCGGACGCCGGCGUGGGCCUCGGCGUGGGAGGCGGCCUCAGAGUGGACAUCGGCCUGGGCGUGGCGGCCGCGGCCGACGUGGGUGCCCCCCUCGGGGACGACCUGGGGCGGGCGGCGCGGCCGAAGUGA